Microthlaspi erraticum is the source of this 582-nucleotide messenger RNA. The record is from the annotation of a GenBank genome assembly. NCBI's taxonomy places the organism in Eukaryota, Viridiplantae, Streptophyta, Magnoliopsida, Brassicales, Brassicaceae.
AUGGAGAAGGUGAACAUCGAGCCUUGUGUGAAGAUGGACACCCAAACCCUUGACCUUCUCAAGAUAAGAGAUGAUGUCACAUGGUACAUAAGGAAGCUAGGCUUGAGCAAGCUCUUCAAGCUAGAGUGUAGUGAGUACUCACAACUCACCAAGGAGUUCCUCUCCACAGUAGCUCUUGCCUUUCCCAACCACAAUGGAGACCAACCAGCUGGUGAUGGACUCCUACUCUUCAAGAUAGGCGAUGCCAAUGGGCGCAUCUCCAUCUCAGCUCUAUGCCAACUCUUUGGACUUCCCAAUGAGACAGCACAUGACUUCAAGGAGAACUCAAAGAGGAAACAAGCUGCCUUUGCUGAUUGGACACACUUUGCCAAUGAACCAUUCUUGCCUUCAAGAUCAAAGGUGUCUAGAAUCACUCAUCCAGCCAUUCGCUAUGUGCACCGCCUCAUCUCCACCACUUUCCAAUGCAAACAAGAAGCCAACAAGGUCACAACUGAUGAGUUCUACAUCCUCACCACACCAUUCAUCAAGCAUGAGUACAAGGCCAACCUUGGACUUUUACUUGCCAAGACAUUAUCAAUGUGA